AUGACCGAAGUGAGCUGGUGUGCAGUCAAAGGCGGCCCCCACGCCGAUAUGUUCCUAGUUGCGCUCAUUCCACCAAUGCUUGGUGGUGGCAUCAGAGGCACCUCAGUAAAUGGAAUGCCAGCGGCCACCACAGGCUGGUUCAUACUUGUGCAGGGCUGCGAAGCCCUCGACUUUGUUGAUAUGCUUAGUGUACGGGGCUGCCUGCGGACGGACCUUGAUAAAACAUUUCAAUUGGCCCGUGACGGUGAUUGUUCCAUUGGAGAGGGAGCGUAUGCCACCGUGUACCAUAUGCGGGCCCCUUCAGGUGAAAACGUUGCAGUUAAGCAGAUGAAUCACACCGCAGACCUGGAAUCGAUUGAAAGAGAGGUCAGCGCACUCGUGGAGCUUCAGGGUGACAACAUCAUCGGCUUCCGCGGGCUUUUCUGGAAGAUGGAGAUGGAGCAAGUUCGUUUCUCCAGCGUAUUUGAUUUGGCAUCCGGCGGUGAUCUGCUGUACAAGGUGCUGCACUUGGGUGGAAUGUCAGAAGCAGCUGCCAGACCACUUUUUAAAGGUAUCCUUCGAGGCUUGCACAGGAUCCACGAUCAUGGCUUUGUUCACAGAGAUGUGAAAACGGAGAACAUUCUGCUGCAGUCCGGUGAUGUGCCGAUGGUGGCCGACUUCGGGCUGGCUUGCCGCACCACCGAUGAGCAGCAAAUGUCAAGACGAUGCGGUUCUGCAGGGUUUGUAGCGCCCGAAGUGUGCUUGGGCACCCCAUAUGGCAACAAAGUUGACACUUUUGGAGCAGGAGUCAUUUUGUACUUCAUGUUGAGCAGGGAACUGCCUUUCAGCAGUCCUGAUCGGGACUCAGCCGCAACAAUGCGCAAAACGGUGAAGUGUAACUUGCAUCUUCAGCGGCCCCCGUUUGAUUCCAUGACGAGCCGCUUGCGAAACAUUCUCCGGCAGCUGAUCUGCAAGAACCAAGAGGACCGACUUACUGCAGCUGCGGCUUUGGAUCAUUCCUGGAUUGCGGGGAGAUCUGACAAGACCAGCGGCUCGUCAAGCAAGAAGAAGGAGAGGGACAAGGUCAUGGAGACUCUCCUCGCACCUUUGGGUCCUCCCGGAGAGUUUCCACCUCCAGAUGCAAGUCAAGCUCAGCCGAGUGAUUCCUCGGCAGGAGCCUAUGCAGCACCUGGUGAAAUCCAGCCUGAUUUCCAAUGA
Molecule: messenger RNA, 1197 nt
Organism: Symbiodinium natans
Lineage: Eukaryota; Dinophyceae; Suessiales; Symbiodiniaceae
Source: the annotation of a GenBank genome assembly